Messenger RNA from Populus nigra (black poplar), 952 nucleotides. Its product is annotated as cyclin-U4-1-like. The record is from RefSeq and is a predicted model, not a curated record. Gene Ontology annotation, biological process: regulation of cyclin-dependent protein serine/threonine kinase activity. NCBI's taxonomy places the organism in Eukaryota, Viridiplantae, Streptophyta, Magnoliopsida, Malpighiales, Salicaceae. The transcript has 2 exons. Bases 53 to 730 code for a protein of 225 amino acids. Gene Ontology annotation, molecular function: protein kinase binding.
AUAGGAAACUUGGAACGGAAAAAAUAGUAAACAAAAUCGUUCAACACACGCUAUGCAAAAGGAAGGCAGGAGGUGUCUUAUAAACACAGCUAGCACACAACAAACCAAAGUAAACCAAACAAGAAUGGCAGAAUUAGCAGAGACCACAGUGAUGCCUAAGGUCAUUACUUUCCUCUCUUCUCUUCUUCAAAGGGUAGCAGAGUCUAAUGAUCUUAGCCAACAAUUAUACCCCCAGAAAGUCUCGAUCUUUCAUGGCCUUUCUAGACCUCCUAUAUCCAUUCAAAACUAUCUUGAAAGAAUCUUCAAGUAUGCAAAUUGUAGUCCCUCUUGUUUUGUUGUUGCUUAUGUGUAUCUUGAUCGGUUUGCUCAGAGACAAUCCUGUUUUCCUAUCAAUUCAUUCAAUGUGCAUAGACUGCUUAUCACAAGUGUCUUGAUCUCUGUCAAGUUCAUGGAUGAUAUAUAUUACAAUAAUGCCUUCUAUGCUAAAGUUGGAGGAAUCAGCACCGCAGAGAUGAAUCUUCUUGAAGUGGAUUUUUUAUUUGGUUUAGGCUUCCAAUUGAAUGUGACACCCACCAUGUUCCACGCUUACUGCUCCUACCUUCAAAGAGAGAUGUUGAUUCAAUCUCCUCUACCGAUUGUAGACCUUCCUCUAAAUAUGGCUAGACUACAAAAAACCCAUUGCUGUUUCAACGAAGAUGAAUCCACUCAUCAGAAACAGCUUGCUGUUUAGGUCAUUUCUUAGAAUGGUUAGGAAAGCUGGACCUAAUGAUUUUGUGUAUUAGCUGGGGAAAAAAAAAGGAGUAGACUUUUAGUGCCAGUCAUGUAGGGUCAUGCACAUGAUAUUUUCCCUUAGCAUUAUGGUUUGAAAUGGAGUCAAAACUCUCAUUUGGCUUCCCAUGAUUUGUGGCAUUGAACACAUUUUCAAGCUUUUCUCCUUUUCUUUCUGGUUGAA